UCAAUAUUGGAUAAUUUAGAGUGAAGGUUAAUUUAUUUCAAUAUUGGAUUCCAAUUUUCACAAGUUUAGAGUGAAGGGGGAGAAAAGUUUGUUAAAUAUUUUGGACGCCAAAGUGUUGUCUCCAUAGCUUGGAAUUCCCGGCAAGCACAGUUAUUGGUGUUGAGAAAGGCCUCAGCUUCGCUCCUUCCGUAUCAACUUCAACGAUUUCGGUCACCCAAACAUACCUAAAACACUUCACAGAAGAUUAUACUUGUUCUUUUCUUGCAGAUAGAACUUAAUGUCCUGUUAUUGUAGGGACAUCAGUCUCGCUAAACAUGAUAUUUUCAAGGCUAAGUAAGAGAACUCAUCUCUUGCCAUACCUUAGGAUUUUGCAAAAGGACACUCUUGAAUCCAGGUGCCUGUCUAUCAUUCCUGAAGGAUCAAGUUGCAAGUUCAUUAAUCCUAAUACCAGCUACCAGCGUAAUUCCCCUUAUAUAGGUUUAUCAAAGUUUACGCAAGAAUUGGGUACAAAAUCAUUCCAUCAGUGUUGCCGAUCUUCAGCUUUUGCUUCACAGUAUGUUGGAAAGUCAUGUUUCAUGACUCGUUUCCGACACUUUUCAUCUCAGGCAUCCAAGGAAAAGAAAUCACGAAAGAUGCUUUUAUACUUGACGGGCUUGGUUUUUGCUAUGGUUGGGUGCACAUAUGCUGCAGUUCCCCUUUACAGGAGAUUUUGCCAAGCAACUGGCUAUGGGGGGACUGUUACCCGGCGUGAGACUGUUGAAGAAAAGAUUGCUCGACAUGAUAGCAAUAAUACAGUUACCAGGAGGGAAAUUGUGGUGCAGUUCAAUGCUGAUAUCGCAGAUGGGAUGCCAUGGAAGUUUGUUCCCACUCAGAGAGAGGUUAGAGUCAAGCCCGGUGAAAGUGCCCUCGCAUUUUAUACUGCCGAAAACAAAAGUUCUACUCCAAUAACAGGUGUUUCUACGUAUAAUGUCACUCCUAUGAAGGCUGCAGUCUACUUCAAUAAAAUACAAUGCUUCUGCUUUGAGGAGCAACGACUGCUUCCUGGAGAGCAGAUUGACAUGCCUGUAUUCUUUUAUAUUGACCCCGAAUUUGAGACGGAUCCUAAAAUGAAUGGUAUCAAUAACAUUAUAUUAUCGUAUACCUUCUUCAAGGUUUCUGAGGAAUAAGACCAGCUUGAAUGUUCACUUAAGAUUCAAAUAACAAGGUCCCUCCAUUUUAAAGGACAAAGAUGCAUAGCACAGUGAUGAAGCUCAUGCUGUGGAUACUUAUUGUGGCUGACAUAAAAGACUAAAAUUCUUUUUUUUAUUUGUUUCACACAUAAAGAAGGUUGCCUCUUCUGUAUGCUUGCCAAGUUCUCGAAUAUUUUCAGCUUCAGCAGAACUAUUAGAAAACCUUUGUGAUCAAGCUUUGAAGGUUCAAGGUACCAUGGCAUGACAUUGUGAAUUAUGAUGACUUUCUGGUGCUCCAAGUUAAUGCUGCAGAGAUUUGGAGUAGCUCUUGAAAUUAGCAAUUAGAUGAAUCAUUUUGCUUUUAAAAUUUAUUGAAAGUCAAGCUUAUCUAAGAACUGUAAAAGAUUGAGAAGUUGGCAAAAGGGUAAGUGACAAUCACGUCUAUGAUCAGGGGAAACUAGGAAGGUAUGAAUUUC
Cajanus cajan (pigeon pea) is the source of this 1645-nucleotide messenger RNA. RefSeq names its product cytochrome c oxidase assembly protein CtaG / Cox11 family. Gene Ontology annotation, cellular component: mitochondrial inner membrane. The record is from RefSeq and is a predicted model, not a curated record. Gene Ontology annotation, molecular function: copper ion binding. NCBI's taxonomy places the organism in Eukaryota, Viridiplantae, Streptophyta, Magnoliopsida, Fabales, Fabaceae.